This is a messenger RNA of Scylla paramamosain (green mud crab), 2795 nucleotides long. RefSeq lists its product as uncharacterized. The transcript has 14 exons. Bases 229 to 2400 code for a protein of 723 amino acids. The record is from RefSeq and is a predicted model, not a curated record. NCBI's taxonomy places the organism in Eukaryota, Metazoa, Arthropoda, Malacostraca, Decapoda, Portunidae.
CUAUACGCAGAUUAUCAACUUCCAAGAGGAAUUAUUCUGCGAUUACGUUGGAAGUGGUAAACUAUUCUGUAAUUAUCGAACUUACCGCUAUAAAGAAACUCUAUCUAUAAUCAUCACUAAUCCGAAAUUAUUGUACUCGACACUACAAAGAUAAUUUACAUGAACGAAUGAAAUGUGUAUUGUCAUAAACCAUACAACCAUCUUUCCCUUACUCUAGGUGCGGCGUUGAUGCUGGUAACAGUGGUGGGGAUCCCGGCACACAGCCAGCAGGCAUCGGCAGCAUCCUUCCGCCUGGUCACCGCUUACACGUUAAACCGAACUGAUGACUCCACUCAAACAUUUCUCAGAGUGGGGACCUCUCCCUCCACCCGGUCCCUUACCUUGGCUCUGCAGACUGACCUGACUAACUGUGGAUGCAAUGUCACCGGGAAUUACUCAGGUCGCGUCCUCCAGGUGACAGGUGGCUACACAGGUGAUGCGCUCAAAGUCGUGGCGCAGAGGUACCAGCAUGUGGGGGGCGUUGGAUCAGCUGAGGAGUUGGUGAGCGUAGCGUGGCACCCCGAGGAAGAGAUGCUGUUCAUGGCGGCUCCCAGGACCACCCUCAGCCUGGCCAGCGGGCAUGAGGGCCAGGCGGGGCAGUGGUGGCGGCUGUGGUUGAGAGGCGGUGAGGAAGAGCGCGGCAAGGCCUCCAGUGGUGACCCCGCGCCGCCUCAGCUUGACCAAGAGCGAGACGCAGCCGGAACCGAGGCAGGACGGGGCGUGGUGGUGCGCACUCAGUUCUCUGAAUCCAUCUUUGGCGUAUCUUUGGACUCGCUGAUGCCGGGGAAGCGUCGGCGUCUCCUGAACCUCACCGUCACGCCACACACUGGAGAACACUGGCAGGUGAGCCUACAUGUGCCAAUUAUCUCUACAGCCCUCGAGUGGGAGACGAAGCUCUGGAAAAAUCAGGGCAAGCAACAUUGGGAAGUUAAUGGGGAAGUCAAGUCUACCAAAUCUGACAUAUCGUUAGAAUUCGUUCACUUCAAGCAGGAGAAGCAGGACGAGGAGACUCAGGUCACGGAUGACAGAGGUGAGGCUGGCAGGUGUGAUGCUGAAGGUUGUGGGGACGGCAAUGUCAAGGAGCCAAAAGCCAAGUCGCGGCACCACGUCGACAGUGAUUGCGACUCAGAUUUAAGAAAAGAACAGACAGUAGACCAGAAUGAAGUUUGUAGUGGUCGAGAUCAUAAAUCAGAAGACUUAAAGCAAAAUGAUCAUGAUUCCGUAAUGUUAAAUGUAGACGAAGAAUGUUCCAGGAAAGCGGAGUGUGAUGGACCGGAAGAGUCAGUGUCAAGUGAAGCUGUUCAAGAGACUACACAAAAAUUAACUUCCCGGGUUUUCAGCCUUUCUUCCAACAUGAAAACUUUCGUCUCAUCUGACGGAGGACGCUGGAUUCGGAUCCUGCAGCGCACACACCUGGCAUUCUGUCCUCUCGUUGGCUGGAACUUGAACCAAAUAUUUCGGUUCAAUCGUGACUGGACUGGGUGGGAGUACGUGGUGAACACCUGGGAGUGGGGCAACAUGGUGGUGAAGGCGGAGUGGGGCGUCUCUCUCCUGCAGUGGUACCAGAAAACUUUCAGCUUCUCUUUCGACCAGGCGGCGGCGCUCCCCUCCACGCAGCUGGUCCUGGAUUUCCGUGACUGGUGGAGCUACAAGGUGUGGCUGAAGUGGCCGGUCCUCGCGUCCUCCCUCGCCGCUUCCCUCACGCUUGGUCGCGACAGUCACACACUGCUGGGCGAGUCAGACCGUGUGGGGGUGACGUGGGAAGUGAAGAAAGUGGACGAGUUUCUGGGUGAGGACGCCGGAAAGGUGGUGGCGCGGGUGGUAGCGCGACACACCCCUGCUGGCUUGGUGGUGACCUUCCACGCCGACACCGCCAGCAUGCAGGAGCUCCACGAUACCGUCACUGCCGUCCUUGCUCAGGCCAUGGAGAGCCCUGACCUGUGUGGCGAGGUGCCUGACCACGCCACGCUUCUGAAGUUCCUGCACGACUUCCUUGGACAGUCACCGGCGAGUCUCUGGGCGGAUCUGCUGCAGGAAGUCCGUCGCCUGCUGCUGGGGUCUGGCACCGAGGCAGACUUACAUCACCUGCUGGAAGUUUUCAGGGAGGAAAUGGGGACAGAAGGCGUAGGAUUGUGGGAGGCAGUAUGGACGGUGCUGGAGCGGGCGGGGCUGCUGCGUUCCCGCGGCGAGGAGGUGGAGGUGGUGGUGCCCUCCGAGUGGAUUAGGCUGGCGCAGGGGUGGUUCACUUGGGCUGUCAUGGGAGGCGGCCGGCAGUGCGAAGGCAACACACUGAUGGUUAACCUGGUGGAUGCGCUGGCGGAGACCCUGAGGCGAAGUGGCAGCGGGCAAGCAACCUUUUGACCCACCAGUCAGACAAACUUUUAUGUUCGUUCUGAAGGCAAAUCAAAAGCAGGAAUUUACCAAAACCAUAAAUAAAUGACGUCAUCGUACAUCUGGCAUCCAUUCGUGUAGCUGCUAUACAACACUAUAUUGUUUAUUUAUUUAUUUUUUUACUUUGUGUUGAUUAAUUGCUUGCUUAUUCUUAGAAAAUAUGUAGGCGAUAAUAUCAACAUAAAUUAUAUACAUGUAUUCAUUUCAUUGGGACUAUUCACUCCUGUUGCUACGUUCUCAUGUUCGUUUGUAUUGAAAAAUGUUCCCUUAAUUAUCAAUACACCCAACCAUCAAUAAUUAUUAUAGUAAUAUCAAAAUAAAAUGUUCAUUGUUAAAUACUGGAUCAAAAUAAAGCCAAUCAGGGA